This is a messenger RNA of Rhipicephalus microplus (southern cattle tick), 4592 nucleotides long. Its product is annotated as coiled-coil domain-containing protein 149. Lineage: Eukaryota; Metazoa; Arthropoda; Arachnida; Ixodida; Ixodidae. The record is from RefSeq and is a predicted model, not a curated record.
GGUUGUUGCGGCUGUGCGCGUUUGAGAAGCGAAAGUGUGUACCGUUUCACUUAUGUCAUGUGCUCGCCACAUCUAACCUAAAUGAGAGAUGUCUUCGACCAAGUACGCUAAGCUCGAGCAAGACUACCAGAAGCUCGUCAGCGAGAGUCUGGCACAGCUGCUGUGUGACUUGAAGGAGCAGAACCGACGUCUGCAGGCGGAGAACGAGUCGCUCGGCCAGAAACUCCGUGAGGCUCUUGAAGAUGCCAAGCUUCUUCGAGAGCAGGUGCAGGAGCAGGGAUGCAGUCGCCGUCUGUCUGACCCAUGCGCUCAGUGCUCUGCCAAGCAGGACCGCCAGGAGCUGGUGCGACAACUCGAAGUGCUGCAGUCAAGGUGCUCGAUGUUGGAGUGUGACCUGCAGGCCGUGAUAGACGAGAAAGAGGAACUGGUGCGGACGGGCGACGCGUACAGGCAGAAGGUGGAUCGACUCAACCUGCAGCUCAAUCAGGCACUGCGCGGAGGUGCUGACUACGUACCACUCGACGUUGAUGCCUUACUCAUGGAGAACAGGUACAUGCACGAGCGACUGCAGCUUGCCCAGGAGGAGAAGUCCUUGCUCACAGCAUCACUGAACAAAUUCAAGAGCUUGGUGGAGAAGAAUCGUGGUCGCGCCAGCACAGCAGCCCUGGCCGGGGUUUCGAGCAAACAGAUGCAGCAGCUGCUUCAGGACAGCUCGCUGGACCUCAGCACAGCGGGGGCCGACCUGCGUAACCUGGUGGCCCUUCUGCUAGAGGCUGUCAACGACCGAACCCUGGCACUCAACCACCAACGAAAGGCCAACAAAGUUCUGGGCAAACGGGUGACAGAGCUGGAGAACAGGCUCAAGUGUGAUGGCACCUGGAGGGUCAACAUGCCUCUCUCGAGCACAGAUCCAGCAAAACUGGGCAGCAGGAGCAGAGGUGGCAGUUUUGAAGAUGGCAAUUCAUUGUGCAUUGGCGCUCUAGAAUUAUCCACCUCCAAGCCAAUGCCAGACAAAGAUGUUCCACGUUCGGUGAUCUCGAGGGAAAACUCGCGAGACGAGGAAGAGGACUGCAUAGCGGGCGAGGAGGACCUUCCGCCCGAGCUGCAGAGGCUCCUGUCGGCCGCCAUGAAGGAGCUCAAAUCACCCCAGCACCGAGCAGCUCCACCUGCCCUCAAAGAAGUGGCCGACCUCGCCUGCUGACACGAGGCGUCACCUGGCAGUGGCAUUGGUAGCAAGAUCCAUCGCCAGUCCAGUGCGUAAAUUGCCAUCGUAGGACCUGCAAGGCUUGUGGCCGUGGCUUGCUAAAAGAAAACGCACAUGAGUCACGAAGCACAUAUUUUGUUCAUCAGUGAGUGCCAAUGCCUUGGGACAUGCUCAGCGUGUGUUGUUUGUGAAACAAGAUCUUGGAAGGGAUGCUUUUCACGUUUCGGUGCCACCAUAUAUACACCUUUCUACUGGCGCCUCAGAACAUAUCUUCUCACGACUGUAGCACAUGUGCAGAAAGUGUACAGUUUUCAUGGAAUGAAACGGGACAUCAAAAUGUCAAGCAUGCUAAUAGUGUGCACAAUCGCUUGAGAUAACCACGUCACAUCACUGCGAAUGUGGCCUCUAAGAUGGCUUUAGAUCUAGUGUAUAUGUAUGAGCCAAUAUGACGGCGGUGUGAAUCAACCUCAAUAUGGGGGAAGAAAAGUAUGUGGAUUACUUAGUCCUAGAUCGCUAUGUUUAACUUCAUGAUUUCUGUUGUAGGUCGUUGCUGUUCCUAGUUCUUUCACGAAGGUGCUCACAUGGGCUCGCAAUAAGCAAUCUCAAUGCAUCAUUGUGAUGGACAGCUGGCUAUCAUCCAACAAAUGUCAGGAAGGCGGGGUUGUUGGGAGUGUUGCACAAAGCCAUCAAUGACAGCAACUUCAUUCACAGCAUAGAAAAUACAUAGCACACAGAGCAGAGGCCCAGCACAUUGGUUGGUCAGCAUACAUCUAUUUCUUUUUAACUGAUUGCAAGGCUGAAAAAGUAUAUAUGUUUGAUCUAAACUAAUUCACUGUUUACCUUUGUUGUCCUCCCAACCACAUAAAAAUAAUAGGAAAUACUGUUAGUUUGUUUAGAUGGACACUCUGUUGACUUGUACUGAAGUUCUUCAUUUCUACAAGAUGAGUGCCUCACUGCAUGGUGUGCAAUAUGGUCUAGUCGCAGCUCCUUAUAAAGUCAGCCCCACACAUUGACUAAAUGGGGGUGGGGGAGGUGCAAUUACCCACCCUUUCUUGAAGGAGAAACCUGCGCAUGCCUAUGGCUCUUGGCGCUUUCGUUAAAGGCAACUUCCUUCGUGUUAGUAGAUGUGUUAUAUUUCUCAGGUGAGAUCUUGUGGCUGGCAACUCUUUGAAGCUUUUAGACUCCCUGCAAAUGUCCUGCAGGACUCCCUGCGGGACAUUUGCAGGGAUAGAUUUCCCACACAUAUCAAAACACUUAACAAUGACACCACAUUACUAGGCAUUCAAUUGUUCAAUGUCAUUCGAUUAUUCGAUGUGAGUUGUGUAGCAUUUUGGUCUAUUGGUAGCAGCCUCAUUUACCAUGUUAAUGUAGUUGGUCUGUAAGAUUAUUGAUUGAUUGAUUGAUUGACCGGCCUUGACAUUACAAGGCUGCUCAAGGGCUGCAAGAAGUUAAAUAAUGGAGGGCCCCAGAUGAAAUUUGGUCAUACGGGUUCUUUGACAAGCAUUUAAAUUUUAGGUAUGGGACAGUUUGUCUCUUACAUUCUUACCAAAAAGUCACUACCAAGUCUGGAAAAUGAAGCAGUGAGCUGUUUCACUUAACGAAGCAUUGUGGCUUCACUUGAUAAAAGACAUCUGGAAAACAAACUAUGGCUCGUGCAUGCAGUUGUUCUUGUUGUUCAGCUAAAUGAAAUCACUUUGAAAAGCCAAACCACGUCUAGACCAUAGUCAGAUACAAUGUAAGGAACAGGCCCCGCCCACACAAUCAAAGUGCAACCUUCCAUUUAUUCCAUGACAAAAGAAAUGGUAGUUCUUCUCAUGAGCUUUGUGGUGGGAUCACCAGUCUUUGGGCUCAUAAUGGUUGUCUAGAGCUCAUGCUCAUUGGCACGAACUCUUGCUUAUCUGCCUUUGAGAGGGGAAAUGUCAUGAACUUCCAAAGCUGUGACCAAUUUUAGUGUUUUUCUAUUUCCCUCUAUAUUACUUUCAGAAAUCUCAUGCUUAUGAAAAAACACUUGGACUGGCUAUGGCUUCGAUAGUCUCCUCUACUACCAUAGCCAUUUGAAGACACCAGUGCUUUCAGUCAAAUAGACUUCAUUUAUGAUGCGUCACUAUUUGAGAUGGGUGUCUGUUUGCUUCAAGAGCUGCAAGGAGAAGCACUGCUUGAAAAUGAAGUGUGAUGUGCAAUGAACUGAACUGAACUUGCAGUGGCAGGGCUGCAAUUAAAAUCGCAUCAAAUCUUGAGGGCCAAACUCUGAAUGUUCAUCUCCCCGAUUCAUUAUAGUAUAUUCAUUGUUUGUCUUUUCCUGGUUUGAUGACUGCAGCAAGAAUCAAGUUGACACACAGUGUUGGUGUGUCUAGGAAACUGCCCUGAUUAGAAUUCUGCUGGAUUACUAGCAUUACAUUUUGUACCUGUACAAGAAAAGCAUUACAUCGAGUUGCUUGUUCACUGUUUACUCUUUUGAUAUGUUCAGAGACUGACAUCAGACUAUUCUGUAGUCAGUUACAGCCAAUUCAAUUGUAUUGGGACCAAAUAUAUAUGAGUUAUGAAAGACGCAAGUCACCAACAUUGCUUUGUUUAAUUACCAUUUUCACUUGUGUGAAGUCAGAAGCAUUUUUUGCAUGUCUUUUUACAAGGUGCAUGCCUUGUACAAGGCAUGCUGACUAUUAUACUUGCUGAAGCAGCAAACUGUGCUCAGAGUACCGUACAAAGAAGCUCACCGACUGCUAGCUUGCUGUGAAGCCAUUCGUUCACUUAUUGUUUCCUCUUACUCUGCACUCUAUAUGUGCCUCAAUGAUGCCCCAAUUAAACCGACUGACACACCUUUCACUCAUGUCCAACUCACAGAAUGUUGUUCUGCUUGUGUAGUUGCCCAGAGCACAGCCAGCUGCUACAUAACAAAGUUCACAGCACUGUGCUAUCAGUUGUGUCCUUGGUAUUAUCAACUCAACAUACCAAUGGGCACAAAACAGUGCAACGCAGAACAGCCAACAUCAUAGAAGUGUGCAGGAUUUAUGCAGCAUGACCCUGUGCCAUCUAGUAGCACCUUAUGCAAAAUUAGCCAGCACCAAGGCACAUGCGAGAUGCUUAACGAAGCUUUUUCACACUGCUAAGCAGAGUAGUGGUGCUUACAGAAGUAAAUUCAGUAAAAUGUGUGGCACAUGAUAAGUGAAUGUUACAAGCUAAACGUUGAUACUCUAUGUUAACUUGUCUUACAUUAAUUGGCUUUCAUGCCACAAUGGUGUGUUGGUAAAAGUGUUUCUACAGGAUGUGUAAGGUGCAACAAUAACCAAUAACAAUGAAGCUUUCUCAGGAUAAAGCAUGUGCAGUCAACUAUAAAUAAUUGUGACAGCAUCCGGUCUAAAAGCUAGAAGCAUGUUACAGUUAGACCUCU